AUGUCCCAUCUCUUAGAUUCGACUCGAGCAGCCUAUCUGUAUCCUCUACGGGGCAUCUACUACUUCGCAAAGCAUCGCUUCCUCUGGCCCUUGUUUAAAGCUCGCCUCCUUCCCAUUCUCCUCCUAUCGACCUUUAUCUAUUUUAUUCUCUUUUUCUUCGCCUACCUCCCGCAAGUUGCCUUCUUAUCCAUCUUCCAGGGUGUUGGGGCAUGGGUGAACGGCGCAUUCUUGGUUCUGGGCGAAGGUGCCGCGAUUGUCGCGGUGCUGUUCGAAGCCUUCUUUGUGGACGAGACACUGGUGGAUAUUUUUGAUGCGGUGAUGGUCAACGAGGGCCAGGAGGAGCUCGUGUUGACGUCGCGAGUCAUGUACCCGGAACCCGGCAAUCCGGCCAGUCGCCUAGGCACGCCGACCACCAGCGCGGUCUAUGCUCCCUUCUCGCUCCGACAGAUCAUCGAGUUUGUUGUCUUGCUCCCACUAAACUUCAUCCCGGUGGCUGGAACGCCUAUGUUCUUGGUCUUGACCGGCUACCGGGCGGGGCCGUUCCAUCACUGGCGGUAUUUCCAGCUGCUGGAGCUAACCAAGCCGCAGCGAAAAGAGUGUGUGCGCCGGCGCCAGCUGCAAUAUACGUUAUUCGGAUCGGUCGCGCUGAUCCUCCAACUGAUCCCGCCCUUCUCCAUGCUGUUUUUGAUGACCACGGCUGCUGGUUCUGCGCUAUGGGCCGUGGACCUCGAGCGCAAGCAGCAACUUGCCGCUCAGCCCAAUCAGCCGGGCGACAAUUAUCACGAUGAGCCUUAG
Messenger RNA from Penicillium alfredii, 795 nucleotides. Its product is annotated as EI24 domain-containing protein. Bases 1 to 795 code for a protein of 264 amino acids. Gene Ontology annotation, cellular component: prospore membrane; lipid droplet; ascospore wall. The transcript is spliced from 3 exons. The record is from RefSeq and is a predicted model, not a curated record. Lineage: Eukaryota; Fungi; Ascomycota; Eurotiomycetes; Eurotiales; Aspergillaceae.